GUAUCCAAAUAUAGGACAAGAAAUUUAACAUGACUACCUAUGGAGUAAAAUGUGAUCAAAUCUUUAAUUAAAACUGCAAUGGAUUUUGAUGAUGAAAUGCAUGGCACAUUCACUGCGUAACAUAUAAUGUAGUGGUUUGUCUGCGUGUUUGAAACUUGUAAUACCAAAGACAUUAAAGCGGAAAACUCGAGAACUAUUUAGUUUUCAAUAGCUGGUUGUGUUGAUUGUGUCUGUAGUUUGUGAUGUGUGAUUACGGAAAGAUAUCCAAGCAACGGUAUCAUACUUCGCCAAAAAUCGUAAGAAGAUGCCACAAGGACGAAGGAAAGUUCCUUUUAGUGGAAAGGCAAAGAAGGCACAGCUUAAAGGCAAAAAACAGCAAAAGACACCACUUGUAGUUACUAGUGAAAGAAUUCCAUCUAAGAAAGUUACAGAUGGAUCAGAGUAUAGAGGUAGCAGUGACAUUAUAAAUCUGAAUCAGCAACCGGUGACACGACAUAGCAGAGCAAAUCCUAACCGGUAUGCCUUCCAAUUCCAUUGCGAGACUGAGGCAGAGAUAUGCGAACGGAAGGAAGAAGCUCGUAAAUCCAUUAUCCCUGUGCCAGCUUCUGGGUUGGAGGUAGUUAUUGAGGACUUCUUCCUGAAAGAACUUGAUUUUCCCAAACGACCGGCAUGGAACUUUGCCAUGAGUAUAGACGAGCUGGAAGCUGGGGAACAUAAGUACUUCAGGGAAUAUGUAUCAGAAUUAAAGAAGAAAUUCAGUUGGAAAGAGCUUAGUUAUUUUGAAUUAAACUUGGAGACAUGGAGACAGCUAUGGAGAGUUCUUGAAAUGUCAGAUAUUGUUCUCGUCAUUGUUGACAUACGUUUCUGUGCACUCAUGUUCCCUCCAUCGGUUUAUAACUAUGUGACGGAGAUACUGCACAAAGAUAUGAUCCUGGUUUUGAAUAAAAUUGACUUGGCACCAGCUCCAGUAGUUGUUGCUUGGAAGUAUUACUUUAAGGAGAAGUACCCUGCUCUUCACAUUUUGACCUUCACGUCAUUCACUGUGUACAAUCUGAGGGGCAACCAGGAGAACAAGGCUGGCCUGCAGAUACGCCGUAGACGAGGGAAGCUUCGGAUGGCAGCUGAGGGUGCAAAGAUGCUACUUGAAGCAUGCAAGAGUAUCGUCAAUAGUGAAGUUGAUCUGGGUUCAUGGCAAAAGAAAAUAUCAGAAGAAAUGGAACUGGGAUUUGAUGAUGAAUAUGUUGAAGUGGGUGAGACUAUUGAAAUGAAGAAAGUGGACACCAGCUAUGUUCAACAUGAGAAAUACAGAGAUGGAACCUUAACAAUAGGCUGCAUUGGCCAGCCAAAUGUGGGGAAGUCAUCACUUAUGAAUGCAAUUAUGGGAAAAAAGGUUGUGAGUGUUUCUAGGACACCAGGACACACAAAAUAUUUCCAGACCAUCUACCUAACUCCAAAUGUCAGGCUAUGUGAUUGUCCGGGCCUUGUGUUCCCUUCAAAAGUCCCAAAGACUGUUCAGGUACUAAUGGGAAGUUUCCCAAUUGCACAGCUGAGAGAACCCUUUUCUGCAGUCCAGUACUUGGCUGAAAGAAUAGACUUGCCCAAUCUGUUGAAGCUGCAACACCCAGACCAAGAUGAUGAAUGGUCUGCCAUGGAUAUCUGUGACGGCUGGGCUCUGAACCGUGGGUUCUACACAGCUCGAGCAGCUCGCCUUGACUCGUAUCGUGCUGCUAAUAGCCUCUUACGCAUGGCAUUAGAUGGCAAGAUCUGCUUGUGUCUCUAUCCUCCUGAAUAUUCUAAUAAGAAAGGGUUUUGGGAUAAGCAUAAAGAUGUUCAGCUUGUUCACUGGAUUCAAGGUAAGACAGGUGAACAACAAGCAGCAGCAGCAGCAGCAGAUGGAGAGACUGAAUUUACAUCAUCAGCAUCAGAGGAAGAAGAGGUAAAUUGGAAAGUACAGGAGGCAGGCGUAGGGAGGCCAAGGUCCUCAGAGGACCGUAGAGCCACGGAGGAAGGAAGGAACGAGGCAGGCGAUCAACUGAGUUAUGAAGAUGCUAAAUUAGAGACAGAUUCUGAACCUGAAGACGGUGAUUUAAAAGCAGUAUUUGGAGUUUGUAACAAGUUUUCAGUACUAGAUACUGGAGACUAAGCAUUGUGAAUGCUUCAAAACAUUUUAUUUAUUUGAAGAUUUCCGUCUUCUGGGUUGUUGCGCUGUGUAGUCUGGUCGAUGUCAUCAGG
Messenger RNA from Zootermopsis nevadensis, 2232 nucleotides. NCBI's taxonomy places the organism in Eukaryota, Metazoa, Arthropoda, Insecta, Blattodea, Termopsidae. The record is from RefSeq and is a predicted model, not a curated record.